This is a messenger RNA of Microthlaspi erraticum, 648 nucleotides long. Lineage: Eukaryota; Viridiplantae; Streptophyta; Magnoliopsida; Brassicales; Brassicaceae. The record is from the annotation of a GenBank genome assembly.
AUGGCGAUGUCUCAUCUCUAUCUUUCUUCCCCUCGACUUUCAGUGUCUCCGCGACUUCACUCUCCUCUUCUCCCCACCCAGUUUACGUUAAGCUACUCCAAGAACACUAAAGACUUUGCAAAUGAAGCUAAAGCACCAAAGAGAUUCCUCCUCUGCCGCUCGAUUCAUAUGGAAUCUGAACAUUCAGGGGAAGAGCCAAAGAGGCUAACUUUCGAUACUCUCUUGAGGAAAACGAAACAUGUUUGGGAAAACUCUCCACAGCCAGUCAAGGACUUCCCUUGGAACAGAGCUUUCGAAAACUUCGUACAGCUCGUUCUCGAUCUCGCUAUAUCGGUCGUCAAGUUCUUGUUCGUUCCUGUAGUGGCGGUUACUUCCAUCAGCGAGAUGUCUUAUUGUGCUCAUGAGAGGAAACUUGCUCUAGUCCCGUUUCCGUUAGUCUUCGGUGUUGUUUUUGCUGGCUUUCUACAAGAAACCGCUUUCAAGAUCUCUCCUCGUCUUAAGGAAGCGGAAGUGCCGUGGCAUUUGAUAGCGAUGAUGAUGGUCUUCGCUGUGGUUAAACUUCCUGGACCAAGAGUAGAAGCACUUCGGGAAAUCCUCUGCAGAGUCAGAGUUUGGAAACGAUAUGAGCAUCUUCAUCUAAGGUGCUAA